AUCGAAGGAUACAUACAUCUUACCUUAGCAGCUAAUUCCUAUGGAUACGAAUUAUAAGGAAUGAUAGCUUUGUUGAGGGUGGUCUGGAAAAUACGGAAUGUAUUAUUAAAAGCCACAGAGAUUGAAGGACGGUAAUGUCAGAAGGUAGCAUGAUGACAGAAACACCCUAUGAAUGAAACCAGGGUGGGUUCUUAGAUGCGUAAGAUUUAAAUGCGAGAUGCAAACACCGCGAGUUCAAUAUACCCUUUUACUAUACGACUAUUUCACAUCUAUCACAGCUAAGAACUCCACAAGUAAAUUAAAUGUAUCAAAUGUGUAACCAAGAGGCUGCUUACUUAGCCAUCAAUACGUUUCAGAAUUUAUAGAAUAUAUUCAAAUUCGAAGUAAUCAAAAAAUGAGCGGUCUCGAAAUUAAUAAAUCCAAAACUGUCGAAGAAGGUGAUGCUAAAACCAUCGAUCGUCAUAUUUACAAGCAGGGCCACUGCAUGGAAGAUGACGUCUAUACGUGCUUGCUUAGACGACAUGUACAUAGAUAUCCCGAAGAUGGUAGCCACAAGAUGUGGGUGCUUCCACAACUAAUAAUACUCUUCUCAACUGGAGAUGUAAGCCAGGUAACUAAAGCAAUUGUAAAGGAUAUGAUGCACCCGAUUGGGAGUGGCCUGGUCGCCAGCGUUCUUGUGGAAGAAUCGAUACGUGAGGAGGUGAUUCAAAAAAUUGGUGCUAACUUAAAACCAAUGGAUGAACGGCUGCACCAACAUCCAAAUUACCUGAGAUCGCUCAAGCUCAUAGACCGCAUGAAUUGCUCAACCAUACACAUAGAGGAGUACGAGGACGGGGACACUGAAAAGAGGUAUAGCCACAUAAAGCCUGGUUCCCCCGUAGUGGUAUUGGAUUUCCCGCAACACUAUUUCGGUGACAAACCGACAGCUGUAAUAACUAUGAGCACCUUUCGAAACUUCAAUGAAGUUGUAAAACUAUACAAACGGGAGGGUUUGAGCUUCGAUUCGGUUUCUGUGUGGUCACUUAAGUUGGCACAGUGCUUCGAGCUGGUGACUAGGCUGCCGGAGCCCUUACACUGGACCUUUAAUAGUAUGAAUGUGCCGGUUGACUUCCUGAUAAAAACUCCUCAAUCGAACGGAUCAGUUUCCGUAACCCAAAACAUGCACUACGAGCUCCAUGCCAUCAACGGAAAAUAUAAAACAAUUGCUUUUCCAAUUUGUCACGACCUUGAAAAUUGAUAUUCUGCGGAAUCAAUAUACCAUGUAAUACAAAUUUAUAAAUAGAGGAGCCCAAAUGACUCGACCGAUUUGUAGGAAA
This is a messenger RNA of Drosophila pseudoobscura, 1316 nucleotides long. RefSeq lists its product as uncharacterized. The record is from RefSeq and is a predicted model, not a curated record. Lineage: Eukaryota; Metazoa; Arthropoda; Insecta; Diptera; Drosophilidae. Bases 395 to 1237 code for a protein of 280 amino acids. The transcript has a single exon.